Messenger RNA from Dermacentor andersoni, 1269 nucleotides. RefSeq lists its product as uncharacterized. NCBI's taxonomy places the organism in Eukaryota, Metazoa, Arthropoda, Arachnida, Ixodida, Ixodidae. The record is from RefSeq and is a predicted model, not a curated record.
AUGAAGCCCGCCCCCGGCGCAGCAGGAAAGGGUCGCGGAACGGCACCCGCGGCCGCCAAGCCGACCGCUUCGCGGAGGGGAUCCCUCACUUCCAAAGCGGCCCCCGACGCAGCGGCGGCGGCGGCGUCGAAGUCGGCGGUAUCGGCUGCGCCGAGUGCAGUGACGUCACCAGCGGGACCGUCGAAGCCGGCGGCACCCGGGGGCUCGCCGGGGCGCCUUGGCCGCGGCAAGGCUCCCGCCGGAGGGGGCACGCCCACCCCGGCCAAGGCGGAGGUAUUGGCUGCGGCGGCCGCUGCGGCAGGCAAGGCGCCGCCGCCUCCCGCCGCAGCGGCAGCGCCGGCUGCAGCCGCCUGUCCCGCCGACGCCGCCAAGCUGGGUGCUGCGGCGGCCGCCAAGGCUGCCCAGGCAGCUGAAAGGGCCGACGCCUUCAUCUACGAGGAGUACGGCUUCCCGUCGGCGGCCGAGCCCUUGCCAGCGGCCAACCCGCUGCUCAUCUUCUCGGUGCUGGUCUCUUACUUCCUGUUCGUGGCGGCCUGCUUCCUCAUCAUCAAGUACGCCUACCACGGCUACGAUGUGAACGCGCCGGACGUUCACACGGUGACCAGCAAGGACAUUCACGCGAAGCUUGAGUUUGACCCGAAGGACCUCGAGGACAACAAGCCGCCGAGUGCAAGGCGCUUCGCAAGUUUCGGACGGGUGAAGAGAAAGGGCUCGAAAAAGCCAGUCCGAACCAGGAAGGUUCGUCGGCGGUCCACGUCGUCGGCUUGGGAGAACGAGCGGGUGACCAUGAUGGCCGCCGAUGUGGACUACCUCGCCGAGGUGUUGGGCUCGCGGGUAGCGGUCGAGGGCGCUGGCCUUCAUCAGAGCGCCAAGACCACGGUCCACGCCAAGGACGCCGACGGCUCCGGCAACGACGCUGCUCCGUCCUCCCCGGGUCGCCCAAGUGUGCGGCCGAAAAACUUGAAUAAGAGCGGUUGAGCGGCGGUUCGCGCCCGAAUGUUGUGUGGUCCUCGCUGCUUGCUGUGGUGGAGUGAGAUGGUGAUGAUGAUGAUGAUAAUGAUGAAGCGGGCCUACGUUCUGCGCCCGCUUCGGCGAUUUCCGAUUUGCGUCGUGCGAACUUUUCUGUAGUCGUUUUUUUUUUUUUUGGAGCGUCAGAGCGCGUAUAAUAAAAGAAACGUUUGAGGGUGCGCCCAAUACGCGCCCUUAGGAUACGUACAUUUAGGCUGCCGUGGAGACACGCUAGGAACUCCGCUAACAAAAGAAACACGA